AUGUCGAGGGCCACCAAGACUUCAUCACCCACCGCUGGUCGGGACUCGCCGCCAACUUACUCACGACGGUAUGGUCGGAAAUAUCUUGAGCUUGACAACCUUCAGGAUGCCAGCGUGUGCCACCGCAAGGUCGGCAAAGCACGCGCUGACUGCCGACUUCGAACCUCCCAGUCGAAAUGGGGAUGCUUGGGUGAAGCAUCAAGGCCGGCGGGAAUCGUCUACAUGGAUCUAUCGUUUGAUCAGCCUAUAGACUGUAUGCUACUGAGUGCUACAGUCAAAAUCACGUUGCAAGGUGCCCCCCAGCACCAGCUUGACCUGGAUAAGCCUGUACGCCUCCAUCUGACCGACCACUACGGGCCUAAGUAUCUCAGCGGAGAUCCAAAGAAUGUGGUCAAGAAAACGAUCUUGCAUCUUGCGCCCCAGGUCAAUGUACUGGGAAACGGAGGCGGCGGUAUCGGUAUCGAUAGCGAGAAGUCAAUUACUUAUGACAGCCGAUGGACAUUCACAGGUAAUCUGCGCCCUGCGCAAAAGACCGACCUGGAAUAUCGUACUAUUAAGUGGGAGUUACGCGAGGAAGACCCUGAGUCUCAAUCAGUUCACAGCAAUACGAUCCACACUGCCUUUGCUUUCCAGCAUGAGGGAAGGCCCUUCCUCAUGAGGAUUGAGAUCAAGGGAAAACUACAAAAGGGCAGGAAGCGCUUCAAAGAAAGGGCUCGUCAAUUGAGGUUCCCAUCCCGUCAUGAGGGUGAUGAGGGAUCCAGUGAUAUUCUGGUGUAUCCAAGCGUUUUGACGCAGCCUUCAAGCCCUCGUUUAGAUCGUCUUGCAGAGGAUCUGCCCAUGGUUAUGGAAAGAGAGAACUGCCUUCGCAUUCCAGUGCAGAUCCCUACUGCAUUGCCAAUAUCGUUCACAGAGAGUAACGAAAACAUUCCCGACAGAGCAGCGGCAGACAUUCAGAAUAUCCCAAACAUGCUCGAAAACCCAUAUACGGGGAGCCUACCGGGCAUUUGGCCCGUUUUAGAGGACUCUGGACGCCACACUGAGACAGUGCGGUCAUCUGGCUCCAACUCGUCUUUUUCCUCAGAAACGUUAGUAAACAGCAUAGAGUCCUGCGGUGCAGACGAUCCAAUGGAUGCGUGCAUCUCAAAACUUGGAGACGCUGUGCACACCUUUCAGGCCUCGCAAAUUAUUGGCCAAGAUGCAUUACAGGCAUCUGGGAUUGUACAGCACGCAAAUUCCAUCUCGAUGGUUCCAGUGAAACCGAACGGACCACCUGAACGGAGGCAUGGCGAGAAAGGAAGCGGUAGGACAGGCAGCCCUGAAGCAGCGCUGAUGCUGUUAUCGCGCUAUCCAUCAUUGAUCAUCUUAAUCCAAAUCCUCGCUGCUCUCCUGGAUUCUUGCGGAUGA
Messenger RNA from Aspergillus niger, 1404 nucleotides. RefSeq lists its product as uncharacterized. NCBI's taxonomy places the organism in Eukaryota, Fungi, Ascomycota, Eurotiomycetes, Eurotiales, Aspergillaceae. The coding region runs from base 1 to 1404 and encodes 467 amino acids. The transcript has a single exon. The record is from RefSeq and is a predicted model, not a curated record.